Molecule: messenger RNA, 3049 nt
Organism: Pseudo-nitzschia multistriata
Lineage: Eukaryota; Bacillariophyta; Bacillariophyceae; Bacillariales; Bacillariaceae
Source: the annotation of a GenBank genome assembly
CCCAACGGGCAAUACGGAUCCCCCACUGAAUUCCUUGAAUAUCAAUUACAACUGGAUCCGUACGAUCCGCUAACUUGAGCAACGGCCCCCGUAACCCUGUACAUAUGGUCAAAAUGACCACAGCAAUGGUGAGCCCUUCACCAUCAAAGAAGAGAAAGUUUGAAGCAAAUAGCUCUUCGGGUGACGACGGUGGCGAUGAAAAUGAGCAUGAUCUACGUUUCCGAUCCAACAAAACCAAGAAAGAAGAAAUCACAAAGGAAGAAGCUAUGACAUAUUGUCCUGUGAAAGUCGAGGGGAAUGUUAGUGCUUGUGAAUUGAACAAUGAAAACAGUGGUGUUCCAACAGAUCCGAUAGGGCUGGUCUCAGAUCUAUGCCGACCAACAUCAUACAUCAAAACAACAAAGAAAGAAGAAACUACGGAAGAAGACACCGCCAUCGAAACUGAUGAAAAUCUUGAUGGUGUUAAAUCAGAAGACAUACAACAGCACGAAGUUUCGAAUCUAGAUAAGAUCAAAAAGGAAGAGAGUGAUGUGACUGAUCAUGAAGUAAAAAGGAAGGAAAGGCCGGAAGAACAAACUUCUUCUUCUGUGGAAGUGAAGAAAGAAGAAGCCAAAGUGAAGCUAGAAGUAGCUAGGGCAGAAGCAUAUGAGAAGUAUGCAGAUCGACCUUUGCUUCAUCGGUUCUUUGGAAUAGGGCUCUUGGGUGGAGGUCACCAAAACACCUACGUAAGGCCAAGUAAGAAGUGCACAAAAGUAUUUGAUGGACAUGAAAUCAGAAAAGGGUAUCCUGCGCCCAAAAUAAAUGAGAAAAAGAAUGCCAAUGGUAAUGAUGUUGGUGCUGAGUAUGAUAUGGAUACCUUUGCCUAUUGCGCCUUCAAUACAUUAAGGCAAUUCAAUGGACCAAAAUUUGCAGGACAACCAACAGCAGCAAUGAGUAAACUGAGUAGUUUUCUGAGGGAAAAGAAUUUGUCUUUUCCGAUUUUCAUGAAAAGGUCAUUGACCAAAAAAAACGAGUCUGAACAGAAAGUAUUGGGCUGGGAGUACGUCGGAAAUUACCGAUGCAGUACUGAUAAAGAUAUUAUGCUAUGGGAAUCAGCAAAGAAUAUUUCUGAAGCAACAAAACGUCAGACCAAAGAAGAUCUUCUGAGAUACGCUGCUUGUGCAUCAGGACAUGGUAGAGCCUUUUUGGACAAAUGGAAGGCAUAUCUUGACAAAGAAGUUGAAAAAGACCACAAGAAUGCUAGAGAAGGAAAACAAUUAUCACAAAGCACAAUUGGCGCACGAGCUAAGAAAUUGACCUAUAGGAAAAAUUUGACUGACAAUGACCUGAUUGGUAUCCUUCUUGAACUUGAUGAAUUCUAUGGACAAGAGAUUAUUGAAUUUGUUGAGUAUGAUGAGCGGAUCUAUGAUUUUUGCAGCAAAGGACUGACAACCAAAAAUUCAAAUGGUGAGAUUAAGGCAAAAAAAGGAGGGGAUCAUGCGACUGCAAGGGAUUGGUAUAAUUUUGCUGUUGAGAAUAUGCUUAUGUAGUAAAAAACUUUAAGUGUAAGUGCAUUUCGCAUUUCUUGAGAUAAAAUUUAGUGCAUGCAUACGGUACGUAGUGUUGUACAGUAUUGUACAGUAAUACGAAGCAAGAAAAAUAUGACGAAAAAUUCGUUUGAGCACCCGUCUUUUUGACCGCUGGUGAAAGUGGUGAAAAAAAAAAGCAGAAGGCGCCGUGCCAUCAACGAACCAAACGAUCAUCAAAAAGGAAGAACAUAUGGUUACAUUUUUCGGUUUUAACUUUGUCACGAAACAAGGUUACUGCUGUUCUCGACCAUAAACAUCUUUCUUUCUAUUCGGGAGAUGAUUCCCGAUAGCGAAUACAGUGUUGCUGCUACUUACUAUGAGUGUUUUUAUCGAAACAGUGAUCGAUCCGUAGAAGAAGAAGAUUCUAAUCCUAUAUUUUCUUCGCAACCAUGGCAGGAGGACACUUGGACGGCUGCCGAUGACGAGAAUGCCAGGUUGAUUUUGGAAAAUCACAUCGAAAAAUGCUCUAUCUCAACAAUGCUGAAAAGCUCUGGUUCUUCUUUGAUUGAUGAAGGUGAGGACGCCAAUGCUUGGGAUCAAUUUUAUUCCAAUCACGGCAAUCGCUUCUUCAAAGAUCGGCAUUACUUCGAAAAAGGUACGAAUCAACAGUGUUUCAAUAUAUUUCCGUUCCCGUACAUCCAAGCUAUACGUCAGUACUGCAUAGCGCGUAGAAUAUUUUGAGUUUGGAAGGAGGUGACACCCGAUCUGGUUUAUUGAUCUCAUAUCAUUCCUAAUCGUCCUCCGACAGCAUUUCCCGAAGAAUUUCCUUCUUCAUCCGCCGCAACCAAUUCAUCGACUUCGACGACUCGUGAUGAUGGUAUGGGACGAAGAGCGUUGGUCGAAAUUGGCUGCGGUGUCGGCAAUGCUAUUUUGCCAUUGCUGGAAGUGGGAGACUCAGAGGGAUACUGGGACAUUGUUCACGGUCUCGAUAUUUCGAGAGAAGCAAUUCAGAUAUUAAGAAAGGAUACGCGAUUCGUUUCUUUCAAUGAAACAGGGGCUUCAAAAAGAAAAGUUUUCGGGCAUGUUUGUGACAUAUCCAUGGAAUUGCCUCCACCUUGUUUUGGAAUAUCAGACGUUACCACCCUGAUUUUUUGCCUCUCUGCGAUCGAUCCUGCGUCGCACGCAGAGGCAGCAAAGCAUGUGGUUGAUACGCUGAAACCCGGUGGCGUCCUCGUCUUUCGUGACUAUGGUAGAUACGACGAAGCUCAGAUGAAGCUUGGAACUUCUCGAUCAAAACGAAUCAAAGAAAAUUUCUACCGCAAACACGAUGGCACUAAAUGUUACUAUUUUCAGUUGGAAGACCUCCAAAACUUAUUUUGUGAUCUUAUGGGAAUGCAAGCGAUCGAACUCCAGUAUCUUCGUCGCGUAUAUGGGAAUAGGGCAACCACCCAAGUUCGCAGACGGAUUUGGGUUCAGGGACGUUUCCGCAAACCCUUGCAAUCUGAGUCCGACUGAAGUAGAAUUGCAUAGUAUCACGUAAG